AUGGCGACUCUGGCGGAGAAGCUUGAGAAGAUUAAGUCUCCCAAGCUGCAGAACCAGCAUCAUACUGCUGUGGUGCUUUCUGCAGUUGAGGAUACUCUCCGUGAUCAAAAGGCAGACUUCUCACCUACCGCAUAUUUUGCUGCUCUCCUUGCAUUGCUCUCGCAGUCACUAUCCGCUUCGCAGGGCAUUGUGAACAAGGAUUUGGCGACAUCCGUUGUCUACCUUCUCGAUAUCACCACCGUCUACGUCCCCGCCCCGAUCCUUUGCGCCAAAUUCUCUCAGAUCCUCGAAAGUCUCGCACCUGCACUUUCUCUCCCCGAGGUCGAAGCCCCCCUGCUGCGCCCCUCAAUUGGAUGUCUCGAGUCUCUCCUUAUUGCCCAGGAUGCGGCAGCAUGGAAUCUUCCCCACACACAGGUCGGCCCACGCCGAGCAAUGGCAGGUCUGCUGAGUCUCUCGGUUGAUCACCGCCCCAAGGUUCGGAAACGUGCCCAGGAGGCUCUGGUCAAGGUUCUCAAGGCUCCCCCGCCCAGCCCGUCUUUGGACCACCCCGGUGCGGACAUGUGCGCUCAGUCUGCGAUGAAGACUCUGGGUGAUAGCAUCUCCGCGGCCCACAAGCAGAAGAAGGGCCGCCACGACGCUCAAGGCAACAAUCACGAGCCACUUAUCAUCCACUCAUUGCAGCUGGUUAAGACCAUUGCCUCAGCGUCAGGUGGUUGGCCCAGUAAGAAGAUCGAGCCCCUCAGCGAACUCCUCAUGAACGCAUCCCGCUCCAGCAACGAGUACAUUACCAUGGGUGCCUUCGAGGUAUUCGAGGUUAUCUUCGAGGGAAUGGCCGAUGAAUUCUCAUCUUCCAAGCUGCCUCGUCUCUUGGAUGCUAUCUCCGAGCUCAAGCCCGCGCAGAACGAUUCGCAGCUUCUCCCGCCUUGGAUUGCUGUGUUAUCCCGUGGAUACGAUGUGGCUGCUCAAAUCACCCCCGAGGAUACCUUUGAGAAGUUGCCCGAUCUGUUCGCUUUGAUUUCUGGAUUCAUGGCCUCGCCUUCGAGCAACAUCCGCGUUUCCGCCUCCGAGUGUCUGAUCUCAUUCCUGCACAACUGUAUCCCCAACACCGUCAUCGUAGAGCCCUCCGUCUAUGAUGAGAAGACCUUGGAGAAGCUGUCCCGUGCGGCCGUUGAUCUUCUGUCCGUGAAGUACCAGGCCGCUUGGAAAGAGGUGUUCAACGUCUGCUCCGCCCUGUUUGAUUGCUUCAAGUGGCGAUCAAGCCCCUACCUUGUCAAAAUUGUCUCCACAAUUGGUGAGCUGCGCAGCAACGAGGGCUUCCACGGUAAGAAGGAAGCCGAUGCCGUUCUUGGCAGUGCCAUCGAGGCCAUGGGCCCCGAGGCCGUCCUGGAGAUCCUUCCCCUCAACAUUAUUGAACAGAAGGGCGGCCAGCCUGGUCGUGUCUGGAUGCUGCCUAUUAUGCGUGACAGUGUGACAAACACGAACCUCCGCCACUUCCGCACCGAGCUCGUUCCCCUGAGUGAAGCACUGUACCAGAAGGUGGUGAACUACGGCGCCGCUGAGAAAUCUGUGGAAGUGAAGAUCUUCGAAACCCUGGUCCAACAGACCUGGGGUACUCUUCCCGGCUACUGCGAGCUGCCGCUUGAUCUCACAGAAGCGUUUGACCAGUCUUUCGCUGAACUGCUCUCCAACGUUCUGUACAAGCAGACUGAACUGCGUGUUGAUGUCUGCCGUUCUUUGCAGAACCUGGUUGAGUCGAACCAGGCUAUUUUGUCUGUCGAAAACGCCGAGGAUGAUCUGAUUCUGCAGCGCCGCAUCACCAAGGCCGAGGCACAGAAGAACCUCACUCACCUCGGAGGUCUUGCGAGCAACUUGCUGGCUGUCUUGUUCAACGUGUACAGUCAGACUCUUCCUCACUACCGCGGCUAUAUUCUGCAGUGUAUUAAUGCCUACUUGAGCAUCACUCCCGAAAAUGAGCUGAAUGAUACUUUCAACCGCGUUACUUCAAUGCUCGAGUCCUCUUUGGUUACCGAGCAAGAGACAGCAGCCAAGCAGGGUGCGCCGUCUCAGGGCUCGUCUGACAAGAUGCCCCCGACCUCUCACACUCUGAUUGACCUCGUUAUCGCGAUGUCAAUCUACCUUCCCCGCUCCAGCUUCGGUGGUUUGUUUGCCAUGGCGGCCACUAUUCUCAACAGCUCAACCCCCAACCCGGAUCAGCAACUCAUCAAGAAGGCCUAUAAGUUGAUUCCUCGUCUUGGAUCAACUGAGACUGGCCGUGCCGCUCUCGAAGAGCGCAGUGCAGAGUUGCAGACUCUUAUGCUUGCCACCACCGACAGCACUCCUGCAUCUGGUCGUCGCGACCGAAUGCUUGCUAUCACCGAGAUGAUCAACCACCUGCCCACCUCGGAUCUGCACUUCAUCCCGGCAAUCCUGUCCGAGGUGGUUCUGGGCUGCAAGGAGAGCAAUGAGAAGACACGCACAGCGGCAUUUGACCUGCUGAUUAUCUUGGCCAAGCGCACAAUCGACUCCGAGCGUAACCCUCCCGGCACCGUCAUCCGCAGAUCGCUUGUGCCAGGUGUGGCGGCCGAUUUGCCCGAUGCCCCCGCUACACUGGAGGAGUUCUUCACAAUGGUCUCAGCUGGUCUGGCUGGCUCGGCUCCUCACAUGGUCGGUGCCACUGUCACCGCGCUUUCACGACUGUUUUUCGACUUCCAAACACAGCUUCAGCCUGAAAUGCUCAAGGAGAUUGUUGAGACCGUGGAGCUUUUCCUUACCUCCAACAACCGCGAAAUCGUUCGCUCCGUUCUUGGCUUCGUCAAGGUUGCAGUUGUCGUUCUCCCCGAUGAAACUCUGCGUCCCCGUCUGAACUCCCUGGUCCCCAGCCUUAUGGCCUGGAACAAGGAGCACAAGGGUCGUCUCCGCAGCAAGGUCAAGGGCAUCAUCGACCGACUUGUGCGCCGAUUCGGUGCUCCUCUCCUCGAGGCUAUUGUCGGCGAGGAAGAUCGCAAGCUUGUCGUCAAUAUUCGCAAAGCCCGUGAGCGCAGCAAGCGCAAGAAGAAGGAGAAUGCCGAAGGCGAGGAUGAGGACGACGAGGAGAAGGCCGCCAAGCGUCAAACCGGCAAUGCCUUCGAUAAGGCCGUGUACGGCUCUGACUCCGACUCCUCAGAUGGCUCCGACGGUGACAGUGAUGUCGAUGUCGACGAUGUCGCUCAAAUCAAGGGCCGCAACUCUGGCAAGAAGAGAGCCGGCCAAAGCACCCAGUACAUUCGCGAGAUGUCUCCUGAAGACAACCCUCUGGAUCUGCUCGGUUCCAACGCUCUGGCCAGCAUCUCCACCACCAAGCCCAGCCAGCGCUUCCUCAACACCGGCCCCGGCUCGAAGAGGAAGCAGCGCUCUGCCAAGGUCGACGCCGAUGGCCGUCUUGUCCUCGGCGAUGACGGCGAUGUCGUUGCCGACGAUGUUGAGAUGACCGGUGCCGCCGACGGUGGUGUCAACGCCUACCUCGCCGCCGUCAGCGGACCCGAUGCCGUCCGUCGUGGCCAGAGAGGCAAGGUCAAGAUGGGCCAGUCCUCCAAGAAGAACGCCGGCGACAGCAUGGACGUCGAUGACGAGGACCUGAAGCAAGACCUACGCGCUUCCGGUUCCGGACAGGCCUCGGCUCGUCGUGGUCUCGGUGCGCCCAAGACCUCCGGUGCUCCUGGCGGUGGACGUAUCGAGAAGCGUCGUAACCCCGGCCACGCGCCGCGGACUAACAACCGCUCGGGAUGGGGCAAGAAGAGGUAA
Penicillium paradoxum is the source of this 3780-nucleotide messenger RNA. Its product is annotated as mRNA-binding protein RRP12. The record is from RefSeq and is a predicted model, not a curated record. The transcript has 3 exons. Lineage: Eukaryota; Fungi; Ascomycota; Eurotiomycetes; Eurotiales; Aspergillaceae. Bases 1 to 3780 code for a protein of 1259 amino acids.